AUGAUCAAGUUUGCUUUCUUGUUGCCUUUCUUGUUUUCAGCUCUGGGCACCUGCAUCAAUGCUGAGCGAUAUAUACCACCCACCUUUGGAUUUUCUGUAUCACUAGAGGCCUUGCUGCCGCUUUUGAAACUGCAGGAAAAGACGGUGGCAAACCUUCGCAGCUAUGCCCAAACUUUGCAACAGCAAAUGGCAGAUGUCCAACUAGCCAUUCGAAUGUAUGAGGAUCUGCAAAGGAAAGCGACCUUAAAUUCGAUGAAUUUAAUGCAUCAGUUCUCUGUGAUACGUCACAUGCAUCUGGAUUGGGCCAAGUGGCUUAGUGUUAUGCGUGCCCCCAAGGAACAGAUACAGAUACAGAUUCUAAAGGAACUGCAACCACAAAUGCCCACAAAUAUGGAUCUUGUGGAGGCUCUCAAGGGGCUCCAGCGCAUACAGUAUACUUGGGAUUUGGAACCCGCGGACAUAGCCAGAGGAAACCUACACGGCAGACAGUACAACGUUAAGCGGUGGGGAGCUUUUGAGACAUUCGUGCUGGGAGUUUUUUGUCAACUUCAAGGGUAUUACAAGGACGCUGAUGCUUGGCUGACACUGACGCGGGACAGUUACAGGCGACAUCCCAAUCCCAGACAGCUAGGAUUCCGUCACUGGACCUAUGACCACGUAUUGGAGUACUUGAUGCUUGCCAACAUUGGCUUGGGUAAAUUUGAGGCUGCUUUGGAACAUGCGAAAGAACUAUUGGUACUUCAGCCUUACGAUAAAUUCUUCCAAGACAAAGUACAAGAACUUGGUACGAAAUCAGAUGAGCAAAAACCAAAAUCAUCAUUACCCAUAGAUGUGGAUGCGAAGCUACUCAAGAGAUUGUGCCGCCAGCAUCAGUCACCGCCUGCUGGCAGGCUGCACUGUCGUUACAUGAGGGGAGUGGAUUUUCUUCGCUUAGCGCCGCUUAAAAUUGAAGAACUUUCUCUUAUGCCACUCAUCAGUUUAUAUCAUGAUAUCCUCAGCGAUGAAGAACUGGCUAUGGUCAGGCGUUUGGCAAGUCCGCUUUUGAAACGGAACAAAAUAACAUACAGGGAAAUCGACAGUUUCACGGACUACACGGCCACACGCCCCUGGCAAUCAGCAGAACUAAGCAGCUCAAUGCAUAAGAUAAUUAGCUCCUUGAAUAGAAGGAUACACCAAGCCAGCGGCUCCAGCUCGCCUCAGUUCGAUGAUCUGCAAGUCAGGAACUUUGGCAUUGGCGGACACUUCUUAGAGCCUCCUCCAGGGGAUACAGCUGUCGUCACUGCCUUGCUUUAUCUGAGUAAUGUCAGGCAAGGAGGUGAAAUACAUUUUCCCUCUCUAAAUCUACGGGUCACUCCACAAAAGGGUUCGCUUCUGGUGUGGCCCAGGACAGGCGAUUACCACAUUGAGUGUCCCGUCAUUGUGGGGAAUAAGUGGGUUGCUACGAAACAGAUAGAAUAGUUUAUUCGGUGGUGAUCCCUAAACUAUGUACAAAAAUUUUUUUAAAAAUUAACUUGGCUUCAUAUCCAAGAACAACAAAAAUUUUAAGUAAAGUACCGGGAGUAUAUGUAAUUAAAGUGCAACUAAUUGCUUAGGUCAUUUAAUUUUCUACAGUUUUAAGUAGGUUUGGUGUAGGUAGGUGCUUUCUUAGUAGGUGCCAAGGUUUGACAUUGAAGUACCAGCGAAACCUGCCUGGCAUGAUACCUUUCUUGAGGCCUUUGCAGCAAGUGAAGCAAGCAUCGGUCAAGAAUCUUCACUGGUCUAUGUGAAGGUGUGGGAAAAGCCAUCUAGACAGAAGGGCUGCAGAUAAGCCACGGACUUUUGAAAUUAUAGAGGAGAACAUGAAAGGGAGUCCGGUGAUCGCGUCAUUGCACCAUUGAUCUAUGCUUUUUCCCCUCUCAGCCUGUGCAUUCUCACGAAGAAGGGUCCCCUUGUGGUGUAGCCAAACUGGGUAAUCCUCCUCUAUACUCUCAAGGUUAAGACACCGCGGAAAUAUCGAAGCAUGAAGCAUACAGAAAUCAUAUUAGCCAAGCGUCUCACCAAGUGAUUCAUACAGAUUUUCAAGUCAGUUAAAAUUUGUUAUUGCCAUGGUUAAAUUGUGCCUGUUCUUCCUGCUUCUAAUGGCUGUUGUUUGCCUCCAGGCUAAGGGAGAGACGGAUGAUUACAGAUCCCGGGAAUCUUUGCUACCCAUUCCUUUGCAAACACACUCCCCCUGAGUAUGAUUGGGGAUAUUGAUGCAAGGAUGGCGUGACAAAAAUUUGGAAAAGCUGGAAAUAAUUGUAACGUAGCUCAGAUUUGGGAAAUAAUCAAGCAUGAAGCAUAAUGAAAACAUAUUA
Drosophila persimilis is the source of this 2333-nucleotide messenger RNA. RefSeq names its product prolyl 4-hydroxylase subunit alpha-1. The coding region runs from base 1 to 1458 and encodes 485 amino acids. The record is from RefSeq and is a predicted model, not a curated record. Gene Ontology annotation, biological process: peptidyl-proline hydroxylation to 4-hydroxy-L-proline. The transcript is spliced from 8 exons. Gene Ontology annotation, cellular component: endoplasmic reticulum. Lineage: Eukaryota; Metazoa; Arthropoda; Insecta; Diptera; Drosophilidae. Gene Ontology annotation, molecular function: procollagen-proline 4-dioxygenase activity; iron ion binding; protein binding.